UUCAGCUGCUUUUGAAGUGAGUUUCUUUGCCAGAUCCCGGGCUGGAUGGGCAGCGGCUCGCAUCACAGCUGAGCGGCGGAGGCGAGCGCUCCGCGCCGCGCCAGCCGGGGGAGCUGAGAGCGGCCGAGGGGGACCGCGGCACACGCUCGCAGCCCCCACCCCCGCCCCCAGCACAGCCCAAGGAUUACUCGGCUUUUUUUCUUCCUCUUUCUCUCCGGCCGGCUCCCCCUUUCCCUCCCCCUCCCUACCCACGCCCUCCCCGCCAGAGAGAGCCACGGGACAUUGUAUGUUUGUUUUUCUGCUCGGGGGGCGUGUGGCUUUUUUCCUUUCUCGCCCGCAGAAAGCGAGCGAGCGUUUCCGAGUGCGAGCGGCGCCACUUGCCCCAGUUUUCAUGCGAGGUUUUGGGUCAUGAUCACAUCGCCCUCGCUUUCUGCUAUAAGAAGUAGUAAGCGCAGCAGCAGCCUCAGCGAGCCCGGAGGCAGCCCCCGCCGCAGCCGCAGCGCCGCCGACCUCGCCGGGCCGAACGGGCACGCUGGGAAUAACGGCAGCAGCGCCGCCGCCAAGCCCUGCUUCCACGCCGUCCCCCCCUCGGACCCGCUACGCCAAGCCAACCGCCUUCCCAUCAAAGUCUUGAAAAUGCUCACGGCGCGGACUGGACACAUUUUACACCCUGAAUACCUGCAGCCUUUACCCUCCACGCCCGUCAGCCCCAUCGAGCUGGAUGCAAAGAAGAGCCCCCUGGCCCUUUUGGCACAAACUUGCUCGCAGAUAGGGAAGCCGGACCCGUCCCCUUCCUCCAAACUCUCCUCGGUCACCUCCAAUGGCUCCGGAGGCGACAAGGACUCCAAGUCGGGCCCCUUGAAGCUCAGCGACAUCGGCGUGGAGGACAAAUCGAGCUUCAAGCCGUACUCCAAGCCGGGCGCGGAGAAGAAGGAGCCGGGGGCGGCGGGCUGCGCGGGCGCCCCCGCCGCGGGGGUCGCGGCCGGGGAGAAGUCGGGAUUCCGGGUGCCGAGCGCCACCUGCCAGCCGUUCACCCCAAGGACAGGCAGCCCCAACUCCAGCGCCUCCGCCUGCUCGCCCGGGCUGCUGCCGGCCGAGGGCAAAGGCGGGGAGGACAAGAAGGACUCGGAGGGCUGCGGAAAGAGCGGCAGCUCCGGCUCGGAGGGAGGCCCGGGCACCACCAGCAUCAGCCACAGCCGGAUUAGCGUGAGCUGUGCCGGGAUUAACGUGGAGGUCAACCAGCACCAGGAGAGCACGCCGGGCUCCAAGCCCAUCGCGUCGGACUCCGCCUCCUCCUGCAGCAGCACCACCGCCACCUCCUCCACCUCCGUUCUGGGCUCCGGCCUCGUGGCCCCCGUCUCCCCUUACAAGCCGGGCCAGACCGUUUUCCCCUUGCCCCCGGCGGGCAUGAGCUACCCGGGGACGCUGGCUGGAGCCUACGCCGGCUACCCGCCACAGUUCCUGCCGCACGGAGUGGCUCUGGACCCCACCAAAUCCUCCAGCCUGGUGGGGGCCCAGCUGGCCGCCGCCAGCAGCCUGGGCUGCAGCAAGCCGGCGGGGUCGAGCCCGCUGGCGGGCGCGUCGCCGCCGUCGGUGAUGACGGCGAGCCUGUGCCGAGACCCGUACUGCCUGAGCUACCACUGCGCCAGCCACCUGGCAGGCGCCGCCGGAGCCUCCUGCGCCCACGACCAAGCCCUCAAGUCCGGAUACCCCCUCGUCUACCCCACCCACCCUUUGCACAGCGUCCACUCCUCGCUGACCGGCGCCACGCCGCCUUCGCUAGCCGGCCACCCUUUGUACCCCUACGGCUUCAUGCUCCCCAACGACCCCCAGCCACACAUCUGCAACUGGGUGUCGGCCAACGGACCCUGCGACAAGCGCUUUGCCACCUCGGAGGAGCUGCUUAGCCACUUGCGGACCCAUACUGCCUUCCCGGGCACCGAUAAACUCCUCUCCAGCUACCCCAGCUCCUCGUCGCUGGCCAGCGCAGCGGCUGCGGCCAUGGCGUGCCACAUGCACAUCCCCACGACGGGCGCCCCGGGCAGCCCGGGCACGCUGGCCUUGCGCAGCCCGCACCAUGCGCUGGGACUCGGCAGCCGCUACCACCCCUACUCCAAGAGCCCCCUGCCCACCCCCGGGGCCCCCGUGCCCGUGCCCGCUGCCACCGGACCCUACUACUCCCCUUACGCACUCUAUGGGCAGAGACUCACCACAGCCUCGGCCCUGGGGUACCAGUGAGUGCAGGCAGCGGGGCUUUGACACACAACACAAAAGUCUAGCGGUAAGGGAAGGAAGCCCUGCGAAACUUUGUAAAAGUUGGAAAGAAAAAAAAAUCUGACUUUUUAUAAAAUAGUGUUCAUUUGAGGACUGGAUCCAUGAGCACUGUAUUUAUUUAUGUUAGCUUCAAGCGGGACAACGAAUCAUAAAGUGCAUUACUAAACAGAGCUCAAUAGGUAAAAGUGGAACACCCAUUGUAGAAUAUAAAUAAAAAGAUAGAGGUCUUCUCUUUAAUGUUACUUUAAAAUUGCUAUGAUUGUAUUGUACGUUCUUAUUUAAUGUCUCAUUGAAACAAAAAAAUUUACAUGCAUGUUUGUUACUAAAAACAACUCGCAAUUUGUCAGUUAUAAUUUCAAAUUGCAAUUAUUUUUAAGGUGUAUACCCUUGAAAGAGAAUUGGUAUUUUUUUGUAUGUAUUCUGGAAGAAAAAACAAAAACAAUUCUAUUCCAAAAACCUCAUUUGCCUUAUUUUGUUCUUUAAAAGGAACACUUAACUAUUUUUAAUUUUUAAGUCCACCCUGUAAAAAGGGUUAAGUAAGGUUUACGUCAUGUACUAAAAUAGACAAUGUAUCGCUUUAAAGAUUAAAAUUCCGUAUAUUUGAUGUA
Molecule: messenger RNA, 2882 nt
Organism: Motacilla alba alba
Lineage: Eukaryota; Metazoa; Chordata; Aves; Passeriformes; Motacillidae
Gene: ZNF503
Product: zinc finger protein 503
Exons: 2
Coding region: 409-2238 (609 amino acids)
Biological process (GO): negative regulation of DNA-templated transcription
Cellular component (GO): nucleus
Source: RefSeq, a predicted model, not a curated record